Molecule: messenger RNA, 5050 nt
Organism: Nematostella vectensis (starlet sea anemone)
Lineage: Eukaryota; Metazoa; Cnidaria; Anthozoa; Actiniaria; Edwardsiidae
Product: chondroitin sulfate ABC exolyase
Exons: 8
Coding region: 392-4162 (1256 amino acids)
Biological process (GO): carbohydrate metabolic process; glycosaminoglycan catabolic process
Cellular component (GO): extracellular region
Molecular function (GO): lyase activity; carbohydrate binding
Source: RefSeq, a predicted model, not a curated record
UGAUCAAAUGCAAACAACGCACCUUAUAUUUCUUGAUUGUUUACAAAGCCUGCAAAGCUCAAAUUUCCGAGACCUUUCUAUAAAGGACACGUUGGCCAAAAGGUAUCGAAAUAUUCCCUCCCUAAUCUGACCAGAUAAUGACUCUUGAUACAUCAGGACCCAUCGCGGUCCUGUUGAUGCUCGAGGCCUAUUUACUAGUAGAUGUUUACUUGCAGUAGUCGGCUCAAUAGAAGCAGAUUAAUGGAGACGGUUUAUUUGCAAUUGCAUCUCUAAGUGUCACGUCUGUGUUUACAUAGCAAGCUGGGAUCCUCUUAAAUUCUAUUACUCCCCGAAGCUUUCAUUUCAUGGUUGCACGGCCGGGGAAAAGACAGGGCAUGCUUGGAGGAUAAACAUGACUUGGAGCGGAGGCUUCUGUCUUAUUUUGUGGCUUGUCACAGCUUCAAGGGCAACCAAAGUUUACGACUUCGAGUCAAUCGACGAUCGUGACGCCUUCACCAGUGAAGGGUCCUCGCACAAACUAGCCAGCGGUAUUCAUAAAAGUGGUAACAACUCUUUGCUCUGGUCCUGGGACAAAGGGAAUAGCGUGUCGGCGAUAACUUUAAAACUAGCCAUCAAUAUUCCCUCAAAAGACCUUCUCAAAGGCGGCGUGAGGCUAUGGAUGUACCGGAAUGCGAGCCUGUCGGAUGCUGUCAUGAAGAUAAAAUUCAGCGGCAAUGCUCAAAGCGACCCAACAGUUGCCCCUGUCCCCUCACCACAGGUAGCCACCAUCAACCUGAACUUCAACGGCUGGAGGGCGGUCUGGCUCGGAUACGAGGAAAUGUCUUUAACUGGUUUGACCGGUUUAGACCUGUUGGAAUUCACCAUCAGCUCAACUCCACCACAGGCAAACCACGUCUAUUUUGAUCUCCUGAGGUUUAUACCGAAACAACUUAUGCAGACACGCGACUUAGUUGUUCCACCAAUCCCAGGGCAAGGCUUACCAAAGAUGGGGGAGACAUGGCAGCAGGGAUACCGUUGGUUGCAGUUUCCGGUUCCGGCAGCCCGUCCCUAUAGCAACCGUGACGCGUUGCUUAGGGAGAUUGACAAUAUCGAGGAGAGACUACACAACUGGUAUGCAAAUGAAAAGUGGAGCUCGUAUCGGAGGACUGGGGACGAGAUGGACACAUAUCGGCAGUCGCGCUGGGAAACGCUGAUGACAAUGGUGGAUAUCGGCAAUGCUAAUUACAGCGACCUAACAUUCGCCGACAACGGAACCAAAAUUCUUGGCCCAUCUUUGUUCACAAAGGUGUCCGAGUACGGCCGGCCCACUAUAGAGGCCGGACCGGACGCCAAGCUGAAGUUGGGUACGUUAAUGCAGGAUGUCCUGUUACCGCUUGGCGUGGGGUACCAUAUGAGAAGCCGGCCUCUACAAGUGACUGACACCGCGGAGCACGAAUGCGAGGGACUGGGCUCUAAUGACGCAAAGAUCCAAUUCAAAUCCCUACUCGCGAUAGCUGGAAACAACUCUGACAUGAUUAACAUCCUCAAAGACGCCCUUCCCAGACCUAUUGACUGCUCCAAUAAGGGCUCGGCCAUCAUCCCAGCCAUCAAUAAACUCAACUCCGCGAGGCUCGAUCGAAUCUUGCGGCUGCUCGACUUCGUGGAGGAGCAAGGCUGGACGUACGGAAGCGCGGUAGGCUCACUGGACCACCAGAUGAACCGGAAUGGCGCCGGCUACAUGCAAGCGAUAUUCGUUAUACGAGAAUACCUGAGGAGACCAGAAAACACCAAGCGAUUAGAUAGCCUGAUAAAGUCCAUGAAGUGGUUUAACGACUUCAACGAGAUUUACCAGCGUGAUGAGGAGUACAUCUAUAACGGAACCACUGCCGAUCGCAUGCGUACCAUUUUACUGUACCGCUUGAUGAUUAUUCUGAUGAUUCCAAACUCUCGAGGUGAUGAAAAGAUCCGGGACAUGCAGUAUUUCAAGAACUGGGCCGAGCAUUCUCUGAAAAUCAACAAAGCGCUCGGUGGGGUUGUCAAACCGGAUUAUACCGGUUUUCACCACAAGACCUUUUAUGGAUCCGCCUACGUCGCCAUUGCUUACCACAACGCCGCCUUUGUACAGUACCUCUUGAGCGGGACCUCUUUUGCACUGGGGCAAACAGCGAGGGACAAUCUACGCCAGGGACUCGAAGUACUGAGGACCGUCGCUGUAAAGUACUCCACUCCCGUUGGCCUUGCUGGACGCUUUCCUGACUACAGCAGGGGCAUCCUUUCACAGCACUUUCCAAUGUACGCCUACAUUGCCUACGAUUCUGGGAAUGCAAAUCGAGUCAAGGAGCCGUCAGUGAGAGGGGCUGAUAUAUUUCUUAGACUGUUUGACCUUAAGGAGCCAAAAAUCCAAGAAUACCUGUCCAACGGCGAUAUUGAGGUCAAGAUCUUUUACUUAAAUUCUAUUGGUUCCCUCGAUGUCAUGCAAAAAGUGGUGAAUCUUGCAGCUGAAGCAGGAGAAAGCGAGGAACCUCCCCCUCAAGGACACUGGAGUAAAAACUUUGGAUCGGUUAAUAUUCAUCGAAGAAAAAACUGGGCGGUCGCAGCUAAGGGCAUGAGUAACUACGUGUGGGAUUUCGAGUCGUCAGGUAACGAGAACGUGUUUGGGAUUUUCCUUAGCUACGGCUCGCUCCAAAUUUCAAAUAGCGAAGACUCAUUGAGCUCCUAUGAUAUAUAUAACGGAUGGAACUGGACACGGAUUCCUGGAGCUACCUCGGUUAACUUAGAGCUGAAAAAUAUCAGGACCGACAGAGCGCGCUACUACAAUCCAAAAGAUCUGGGCGGAGGUAUGGCCAUGCGCGGAACUGCAGGGAAAACCCCGCAAAAUGGAAUUUUCGGAAUGGACUUCAGGAAACCGGAAUACCUAAUCAAGAAGUGGACGCCGAUGCUGUAUAUGACAUUUUUAUACAAGAAAUCAUACUUCUUCAUGGAGGAGCUGGUUGUGGCAGUAGGUAGUGAUAUAAUUCUUGGUAAUAUAACCGGUCCGUAUUACGCCCAAACAACACUUUUCCAAAACAAACUUGUAAACCCUGGACUCAACAAUUUACGCUCGUACAUCAGAGUGGAUGGCAAACCGCACAAUCUCAACGAUGUACUCCCGGAACGUACGGAAUGGAAUCCCGCACACCGGAGCGCUGAGGUGGUUGACACGAACGGAAACACCUACUUUGUUCCCAACCCGACCAAACAAGGCCUCCACCUUAGAGUCGGUGACCAGAAAUCAAAGACGGACUCUGGGCAGGUGGAUACACAGGGACGCUAUGCUGUUGCUUGGCUGAAGCAUCGGAAUGAGAGCAGUUUUAACUACGCCGUGGUGCUCGCAGGCGGCGAUUCCAACAAAUUGUUUAAAUACUCCGUGGAGAAGCUGGACUCGGUUGCCCACAUCGUGAAAUUCAAGGAUCUUCCGAGCGCAGGGAGCGAGACCUUCGGGUAUGUGUUCUUCAAGGGCAACGAGCAUGUGACCGCUGGUCCUGUUUAUCGCGUCUCAGCCUCUUGUACCCUCAUGACGGAACGAGAGUCACGUGAUCUACACGUUGCCCUUAGCAACCCGAGGUUCCAGCUAGUAGAGGAUGAAGCCAUGAAGAACUCUGUCACUUGCCAAGAGAAAAGUGGUAGAAAAGUGAGGUCUGUUGAUGAUAUAAAUAGCGAUGAUCAUGACGGGGAUGGGGAGGGUGAAGACAAUGUUGAAAUAAUUAUCUCCCGAGACGCUCAUCGUAUCAAAAAGAGAGAGGCUCCGGGAUCCAAGAGUCCCGAGUCCGCGGUUCCUAUAUUUCCACAUAGGAAUUCUAAUCACGUGACUGAUGAUUACCGCUAUUGUAGAAAAAGCGACGAGACUGAGAUCGUCGUGACUUUGAGCUCGUCUCUGAGGGUAAGAAAUAUGAGGAACGUCACAGUGGACGGAAAGGCUGUGAAAAAGGCAGAUCAAGAAAAGUAUCUCCAAAUCGAAGAGGGGGGCAAAAAGAUAAGGUUUUCGAAACUCGCAAAUGGUUUUACCACAGAGGCGAAGUUUGAGGUUUUUGAAGAUGAUAAUAGCGACGCUAAAUCGGGUGCUUGUAGCUUGCUAGCUGAUUCGGUUUUCAAAGUGUUGUUGGGUGUGGCCUUAAUAAUAGCCCUAGGUGUAGCUUCGAACUAAGCGCGCCAUGCAGCUGUAAGGUUAACUGGGGUCUAAUCCUGCGAUCAUUUCAUACACUCUUGAAGAGACUCUGUCAGCCUUUCUUCUUUAACUUUGCAUUACUUGCAGAUACAACUACAUACCAUUCAAAAACAUAGCUACAUCUUAGUGUGUACCAAAUACAAUCGUUACAAACGCCAAGGAUUACCCAUAAGCCGAUGCAAAUGGAUAUUUCUUCUAUCUCUAGAGCUGUUAUGGCGACAAAAUGGCGGUUGACAGUUAACUAGAAUAACUGCUAAGUUUAUGCAGAAUAACGACCACGGGAGAAAAUGGUUUAGGCUGUUCAUAUCAAGGUUCCUUCUUUUAAAAAAAUAUAUGUUUUCAGGGCGACACAAUUUCUUAGUUUAUACGCCCCUCUAUACACUCUCAAGACGUUGGACAUUACUUUGGAUUUAAAUGCCCCUCUAUACACUUCUACUGCUUCUUUGGUGAGAAAAGAUAGCUAUUUUUCUUCUACCCAGCGCAAACGCCUUGUACGUAAAUGAUCUUGUAAACAUCGACUUUAGAGUUCUUCUACAUGGACAUGUCUAAAAAGUUAUUCGCGUGUUCUUAGUCCCAGCGCAAACGCCCUUUACGUAAAUGAUCUUGUAAACAUCGACUUUAGAGUUCUUCUACAUGGACAUGUCUAAAAAGUUAUUCGCGUGUUCUUAGGCCUAGAUUAAAGCGCCGACAAGGGUACGACCGAUAAUGGGGACCGGCAUAUGGUCCAAGUUCAACCACGGAACCAGAACGGUGCGGUUUAAUCUAUGCCUUUCAUUAAUCCGACGGUCAGAUAAUAAUUUUCCCACAAUUUUAUAAUCCAAUAAUUGUGAUUCCGAUUGAGUGAUUGUUAAUAAAGGAGAACCUUUA